Messenger RNA from Dentiscutata erythropus, 1119 nucleotides. The record is from the annotation of a GenBank genome assembly. Lineage: Eukaryota; Fungi; Glomeromycota; Glomeromycetes; Diversisporales; Gigasporaceae.
AUGAAAAUUUUCGAAAAGCCUACAAUAAUUACAGAGUAUUUGGAUCAAUGCAUUGUUAAAGAAGACGAUGAUUGGACUUUAAUAAUAGAUACGUGUAAUGCCGUAAAUGCAACAGAUGCCGGUGCUAAAGAGGCUGCAAAAUUCAUUCGGAAAAAACUAGCCAGGAUGCAAUCAAUAAAGAUACAACACCGAGUUUUAAGUGUAUUGCAAGCUAUGGCCGAAAAUUGUGGCGCAAAAUUUCAUGCCGAAAUCGCUUCCAAAAAAUUCCUUGAAGCAAUAGAACAUGUCAUAGUGACGCCGAAUUUUAAUCCUGACGUUAAACAUAGACUCGUUGAAUUAUUAAGAAAUUGGACUGAAAUGUUCCAAAAUGAACCUAGUCUAUGGCAAGUUGCUAAUCUUUAUAAUAAGUUAGAAAAAAUGGGAGUAAUACCGGAAGAUAAAUACCAAAAUAAUCCUACACAAAAUCCUAGACGAGUGCAUCAUGCUCCCUCGACUACAUCAGUGGAAACAAUUGCUGGGGAUAUUGAACUUGCGAAAAAUAAUGUACAAUUGUUCAUACAAACUAUCUCAUUUACUGAUCCAGAGGCUGAAGACAUCACCAAAAAUGAGUUGAUCCAGGAAUUUUAUAGAAAAUGUAAAUCAUUACUUCAAAAUAUUAAUCAAUACAUAAAUGAAGUACAAGAUGAACAUUGGUUGGAUACGCUUCUUUCGAUAAAUCAGGAACUUAUAAAAGCGUUCCAAAUGUAUGACGAUAUGGUCGAGCGAGGGCAAAUUCGAGCUGCUGAACAAAUUUCUGUGCAAUUUCCGACAGAUAAUUAUCGUGUCAAUUAUGACAAUUAUUUUGAUUCAGAUGAUGCCGGAGUUGGUGGCAGUAAAGCAACUGCGAUUGAUCCGUUUUCGGACUAUAACGAAGUGGAACAAAUCCCUAGUCCAAGUGAAAAGCGUAGAGGCAAAGUACCAAUGUCCAUAUAUGACGAUGAUGAUGUGUUCAGAGAUGAUCCAAAUGAAUUAUCAAAUCAACAAUAUUCUAGUUUAGUGGCUCCUUUACAGCCCACUAAAUAUCGUCCACCUACUGUUACUAAUAAUAAUAAUGGACGACAGGACCAUAUGAGUAUUUGA